Messenger RNA from Oryzias melastigma (Indian medaka), 2065 nucleotides. Its product is annotated as protein tyrosine phosphatase 4A3. Bases 677 to 1189 code for a protein of 170 amino acids. Lineage: Eukaryota; Metazoa; Chordata; Actinopteri; Beloniformes; Adrianichthyidae. The transcript is spliced from 8 exons. The record is from RefSeq and is a predicted model, not a curated record. Gene Ontology annotation, cellular component: nucleus. Gene Ontology annotation, molecular function: protein tyrosine phosphatase activity. Gene Ontology annotation, biological process: protein dephosphorylation.
UUGCCGCCGAAAGACUCCACUUUCUGUUCUUACACUGCUAUUUUUGCAGAGGAGAACGCUAAAAUCAGAUUUAGUUGUGGCAGAGCUGAACUUGAUUGUGAGUUUGGAGAGGACACCAAAGAGCUAAGUGGACUUUGGUGUAACUGCUGGUCGGUGUUUGUGGAUUUCCCUGUUCAGCAGCCGAGAGAACCGCUGGUUGAUGGAGUUUGUGCGGCAGAGUGGUGACUAUUGCCAUGCUCAACACAUUUAGAGCCUGUCUGGAAUGAUGCUGCGCCAUUCAGUCCUGGGGUCAUGAGCCCUGGAAGACCUCUGGGCCUUACCAUCUAAAACUGACAGCUCAUGGGUUAAUAAGUGGAGCCUUAACGCAGACAACGUACUGGAAAGAAGAGGAAAGAGUGUGACUGGGAGAAUUUGGGAAAGUAAAAAAAAACACUGACAAUUGCAGAGCUUAAAAUUGAGCGGAUGCACAGUAGUGUUCUAGAUUACAGGACACAGUCAACGGAUGGGAGAACGAUCCGGAUAAAAGGGCCACAACGCUGGGAAAUUACUGAUUUUUAUUUUAGAAUCAUACGCCUGGCUCACCUGGAAGACAAUUCCGAGGAUACAGCCGUCGACUGCGACUGCUGGAGCUAAAGUCACAGGUCCUCCAGCAGGGUCAAAGGUUACACAAGCCGCCAUGAACCGACCCGCUCCAGUUGAACUGUGCCACAAGAACAUGAGAUUCCUCAUCACACACAACCCCACAGACGGCACACUGAGCUCCUUCAUAGAGGAUCUGAAGCGGUAUGGUGUGACACUAUUGGUGCGAGUUUGUGACAUCACUUACGACAAAACCACCCUGGAGAAAGAUGGGAUAACCGUUUUUGAUUGGCCCUUUGAUGAUGGUGCCGCUCCACCUAAUAAACUAGUCGAUGAUUGGCUGAGUCUCCUGAAGAAGAAGUUUCAGGAGGAUCCAGGAAGCUGUGUGGCAGUUCAUUGUGUGGCUGGACUUGGAAGGGCUCCUGUGCUGGUCGCUUUGGCUUUGAUAGAAAGUGGGAUGAAGUAUGAAGAUGCUAUUCAACUCAUCAGACAGAAACGACGUGGCGCCAUCAACAGUAAACAGCUAACAUACUUGGAAAAAUAUCGAUCAAAGCACAGACUCCGGUUCAAAGACUCUCACACUCCCAAGAACAAAUGCUGCACAAUGUGAAAACGCUUUGAGGCACAUCUGUACACCGCACACAAACACACAUCCAAACAAUUCAAAACAUUUGCACUCAGAGGACACGCUGGAAAAAAAGUUGAAUCCACCAAAUGCUUUGUCUUUCUUGUCUUUCAAUUUCAACAGUAUUCUGGUUGAUUUGUUGAUUGACUUUCUUAAAUUUAUUUCAGACAUGGGUGAAAAAAAAAUAUUUUUUUGGUCAUUUUCUGUUGAUAAUUUAAGAAUGAACAAAUCUGGAGUUGAGUUCUGUAUCAAUGUAUAAAGCCAGGUUUUCAUUGAACACCAAUAAAAUACUGAACAUAUCUGAUUUCGUUUCAUUCACUUCUGCACAUCCUUUUCAAACUCCUCAGGCCUUUAUUCUGGUUUUAAACUGAAAAAAAUGAUCCCUGUUUAUGUUUUUUAAGAAAAAUUAAGGGAUUAAAAUGGUAAUAAAGGCACAAUUCUACUCGAAUAAAACCUUUUGGUUUAAAUUACUUUGAUGGGUUGAGUUAAUUAAUUUGCUUUUCCUUGUUUUUACGCACACAUCACAAUGCAAUUUAUUUCACUUUAUGCUUCAUAAAUGGCACAUGUGCACAAGUACUGCCUCUGACUAUUUCUUGAAAUAUAAAUAUUUUUCUGGUAACAGCAUGCUCAAUUUAUACCAGUUUUCACCGCCAUUUCCUAAACAGUUUGAAAGUAUGAAAAGAAGAAAACAAUGACUAAUGUAUGCAUGCACUUGCUUGUGUGACUGUCUAUAUUUGAGCAUUAUUGGACAGAAAAAAUUAAAUAAAAGUCACGUUUUUAUGCAAGGAAAGCUGUAAAUGUCUGUCUGUAAUAUUUGCAUUGUUCAAUAAAGGUUUUAUCAACAUGCCUGGAACUUUAAAA